AUGACCCCGCAUCAUGAGAGCCCAAGAAAAAACAUCCUCGUCAUCGUCAUCAUCAUCGACAAUAACAACAUCAUCAUCAUCAUCAAAACAUCACGAGAAGGGAGUGAGUUAGAUAUACCAGAGAGGCUGCAGACUGCAGAUUGCAGUCAUGGCCUCCAACGUUGCAAACGUGGUCGUGGUCGGCCAUUCUUGUUGCCUCAUCAUGAUUCCUCGCAGCCCUCGCCAUCAACAUGGACGCUGAUGCAUGUUGUCAGUGCCGGCGUUCUGGGUCUUUCUACUGCUUUGGCCCUGUCCAAACACGACGGGCUCAACGUCACCGUCGUGGCAAAGCACAUGCCUGGUGACUAUGACAUUGAGUAUGCAUCGCCGUGGGCAGGAGCAAACUUCUUACCAGUCGGCAAGCCAGGCUCGAAGCUGCAGGAAUUCGAAAAGGCAACAUGGCCGGAAUUGGAUAGAAUGUGUCGACAGCUUCCUGAAGCAGGCAUUCAUCACCAGGUGACGAGGACCUAUGGCAGAAAGAAAGACGCAGGCACGGCUACAGGCCAGUGGUUCGAGGAGUUGACCAAGGAGGAUGCAUGGUUCAAAGACCUUGUCCCCAAUUUCCGCCUUCUUCCCAAAGAAGAACUGCCUUCAGAUUGUGAUACUGGCACAGAGUUUACAUCGGUAUGCAUCAACACAGCCAUCUACCUGCCCUGGCUUCUUGGGCAGUGUGUCAAAGGUGGAGUCACCAUUAAACGAGGCAUUCUCUCCCACAUUUCCGAGGCUGCAAGUCAUCAUCCCUCGGGCCAGGCGCAUGUUCUUGUCAACUGCACUGGGCUUCUGGCCUCGACACUCGGUGGCGUACUGGACACAACCGUAUAUCCAGGGCGCGGCCAAGUCGUGCUGGUGCGAAAUGAUCCCGGGGUCAUGGCCACGGUCAGCGGUACGGAUGAUGGUAGUGAAGAGGCUACCUACAUCAUGCACCGCGCUGUAGGUGGUGGUACGAUCCUGGGCGGCUGCCUCCAACACAAUGCAUGGGAGUCUCAACCUGAUCCCAAUCUUGCACAACGCAUCAUGCAACGCUCCAUAGAUCUGUGCCCUUCACUCGUUCCCAAAACAGGAAAGGUUACCGAACUCAGCGUCAUCCGCCAUGGUGUCGGCUUGCGACCGAUGCGCAAAGCAGGCCCACGGGUGGAGAAGGAGAAGAUUGGCAACGACUGGGUGGUACACAACUAUGGACAUGCUGGCUAUGGCUAUCAGAGCAGCUGGGGAUCUGCAUGGGAGGCAGAGAGCCUUGUGCUUGGAAUCGUGGAGGACACUGCAGCUCGGGUACCCAAGGCCAAGCUGUAG
Plenodomus lingam JN3 is the source of this 1329-nucleotide messenger RNA. Lineage: Eukaryota; Fungi; Ascomycota; Dothideomycetes; Pleosporales; Leptosphaeriaceae. The record is from RefSeq and is a predicted model, not a curated record.